Messenger RNA from Protobothrops mucrosquamatus (brown spotted pit viper), 573 nucleotides. RefSeq names its product cuticlin-2-like. NCBI's taxonomy places the organism in Eukaryota, Metazoa, Chordata, Lepidosauria, Squamata, Viperidae. The transcript has a single exon. The record is from RefSeq and is a predicted model, not a curated record. The coding region runs from base 1 to 573 and encodes 190 amino acids.
AUGGGUAAUGUCGCAUCUUCCUCAGGUGGGAAGCCAGCAGUUGCUGGCGAGGCAGCAGCCAACCUAGGGGUGGCCACAGCCCCUGAAUGUGCAGCACCAGGUGGGCACCUUGCAACAACUGGGGAUGAUGUAGCCGCCAGGGGGUCAGCAACUGCUGUGAGCACUGCAACAGCAGUAGGGCUGGCCACUGCCUACGAACGUGCAGCAACUGCUGAGGGGCCCACAAUCAAUGGCGAUCCAGCAACAACCACCUCCGGGGCCGCUGGGGGGCCUACAGCAACUGGGGGCACCACAACCCCCCACAGGCCAGCAGCAGUGGGGAUGGCAGCAGCCCCCUCCGCAGCAGCUGGGGGUGCCAUUAGAGCAGCCGAUGAGAUCGGUGGGGUUCGUACAGCAAUUGGGGGUGCCAUAGCUGCCGGCAAUGCAACAACAGCUGUGGGGGUAGCAACAGCCCCCGGGCAUGCAGCAACUGCUGGGAGGCUUGCAGCAACUGGGGAUGUGGCAGCCGCCAUGCGGGGGGCCAGCAACUAUUGGGGAUGCAACAUCUGCAGUGGGGAGGCCAGCAACCACUGA